AUGAGCGACCCUACCAAGAAAAGCCCCUCUGAUACAGGCAUCACUGGUGCGGGCAAAGCUGUGACAUCAACCCUGGGUAACACCGUUGGUGGCUUGGCCGACACGGUUGGGGGUGUCUUGGGCGCUACGGCCCGCGGCGUCGGCGAAACUGUUACUGGCGCCACUGGAGGUCUUGGCAAGCCCUUAGGGGAGGCACUGGGCAAGGCUGGCUCGGGAGUUGAGGGAGGAGUGGCGAAUGUCGCUCAAGGAGUCCGAGAUGCAGGCGAGUGGAAGAUGAACUCAGAGGCCAAAAAGUAG
Molecule: messenger RNA, 297 nt
Organism: Thermochaetoides thermophila DSM 1495
Lineage: Eukaryota; Fungi; Ascomycota; Sordariomycetes; Sordariales; Chaetomiaceae
Exons: 1
Coding region: 1-297 (98 amino acids)
Source: RefSeq, a predicted model, not a curated record